Molecule: messenger RNA, 1256 nt
Organism: Plasmopara halstedii
Lineage: Eukaryota; Oomycota; Peronosporomycetes; Peronosporales; Peronosporaceae
Exons: 1
Coding region: 378-578 (66 amino acids)
Source: RefSeq, a predicted model, not a curated record
AACUCAUCAUUCAGCUAUAAGCGGCGGGAAGCUUGUUGAAAGAUCUGUUGUCAAAAUUGUGCAUUUAAAACGAAACGGAGUUAUAGACAAAUAGGCGCAAAAAAAGCAGGUCAUAAAUGGAAUUAUAAAGAUGGAUGGUCUUGGUGUGCAAUGAAUUUGCAAGAAGCAGCCCGGGGUGUCACUGUUCAUACGACCUCAUAUAUUUGACAUGAUCAUUGUGGCAGUCGUGAAGUAAAUUUUGCGCUUGGAGAAGUUUGUGGAGAGCAUCGCUUGUGCAAAAUUUAGACAUGGAGGUUAAAUUUAUAUACGGUUUGGCAAGUAGGGAGAGAUAAAUUUCGAGUACGCAAGUUCAAAGGAGAUAAUAGCUUAGCUGCUAUAUGUCGUGCAAUCUUGGUCUUGCCAGUGCCAAAGCAAUGCUAACUUGGCUUCAUAAUGUGGAUUUAGAUACGACCGAACAAUUUACGAGCUUUCACGUCGUUGCACGUCUGCCAUACCUACCGCGUACAAUCAAGGUUUGUUCACUCGUCGAGGGAAGAGAUAAUUUAUGGAUCAUGCUUAUGUGCUUAAAACUCUCAUAACCGGGGUAUUGGUCAACUCAUUCGCGAGAAAGCACAUUUACCAUAUUAAUAGAGACCUUUUCUGUACAAGUGUGCUCGCACUGAGACUCACAGAGGAAAACACGGUCGACCCGCAAAGAUUAAUUGCGGUACUGGCGCUCUCAUGAAUAAACCGCAUCUAGGCUGAGCAAGAAGAGGGGCUGCUGAGCGACACCCAAAUACUCGCAGAUGUUACAUCUGUGAAAAAACCAACCUUUUAAGCCCUUCAUACCACCAUCUACCCAUUUAUAUAUACAUGAAGUGUUGGGCUCCUACGCGGAGUCAGGGACCUGCAGACCCCUCACUAGACAAUGGUGAGACUCCGUUGACGUAGUGCGGCGUCCUGUAGCGAACUGGGGUCCGUUCCUCCUCGAGAAGCUCGAUAGCAAGUUCUAAAAGUAUUGACUCUCUCUAAAGGCCGUGGGGCUUUCAGUUCACUUUCGUCUAUUGUUUGACUAAUCUUUUUGGAAAAUGUGAAGACCUAAGCCCUGACAUGAACAAGGCUGCCCCAAAAAUUUGCGUAUCUGUCAAAAAGUGUAUAAAAAAGCGGCUUUGUCUGCCGCAUGCGGGUACCAUAUCCGUGGUCCUUGCGAUGGGUAGACAUUAAAGGUUGUUUAUACCUCCUUACAAAGACUGAGAUAUUCGCCAACAUUAGCCUCG